AUGGCUGGAAAAGAAGAAGGAGAAGCGCAUUGUAAUCUAGGAAACACCUACAACGACCUUGAAUUCCAAAAGACCAUGGACUCCCAUGCUAAAGGCGUUGGAGACAUGACAGAGGAACGAGCAACGUAUGGUAAUAUUUGCGAUAUUCACAGCUAUGAGCGUUACCUCAAAAUUGCUAGAGAAGAGGGAGAUAAGGAAUUAGAAGGAGGUGCAUACGCUCAUCUUGGCAUCGCCUAUCACCGUCUUGGAGAUUUCCAGAAAGCCAUAGACAACCAUGAACGAUAUCUCAAAAUUGCCAGAGAAGUAGGAAACAGGAAUGAAGAAGGAGGCGCAUGCUGUUUACUUGGCUACACCUAUGAGAGUCUUGGGGAGUUCCAGAAAGCUAUAGACUACCAUGAACAACACCUCAAAAUUGUCCAAGAACUGGGAGACAGGAAAGGGGAAGGACAGGCAUGCAGAAACCUUGCUAAGGCUUAUGACGGAUAUGGAGAUUUCGAUAAAGCCAUAGAGUACCACAAAGAAGGCCUCAAAAUUUCGGUACAAAUGGGAGACACGGAAAAUGAAGGAUAUGCAUACAAUAGUCUUGGCAUCAUUUACUACGGUCUUGGAGAUUUUCAUAAAGCAAUUGACUUCCAUAAACAACACCUCAAACUUGCGAGGGAAGAACAGGAUAAAAAGAAAGAAGGAAAGGCGCUUGGUAAUCUUGGCUGCGCUUAUCUCGGUCUUGGAGAUAUCCAGAAAGCCAUAGACUACUUUGAACAAGACCUCAAAAUUUGCAGGCAAGUAGGAGACCGAAAAGGAGAAGGAAGAACGUACAAUAAUUUUGGAAAAGCCUAUGACAGUCUUGGAGAUAUCCAGAAAGCAGUAGACUACUUUGAACGAUAUCUGAAAAUUACCAGAGAAGUGAAUGACAGAGCAGGAGAAGUAAUGGCAUAUACCAAUCUCGGCUGCGCCUAUCGCAGUCUUGGGGACAUUCAGAAAGCCAUAGACUACUUUGAACAAUGCAUCAGACUCACCAGAGAAGUAGGAAACAGGGCAGAAGAAGGAGCAGCGUGCAUGAAGCUUGGUUAUGUUUAUUACCGUAUUAACGAUUUUCAGAAAGCCAAAUUCUACCUUGAGCGGCACCUUAAUCUUAGCGAAGAAGUGAAAGACAGGGUAGCAGGAGGGACAGUGUACUGUAGUCUUGGCAUUACCUAUCACAAUCUUGGAGAUUUUCAAAAAGCCAAAACCUGCUUCGAGCAACACCUUAAAAUUGCCACAGAACUGGGAAACAGGGCAGAAGAAGGACAAGCAUGCUGUAAUCUUAGCAACGCCUAUGACAGUCUUGGAGAUUUCCAGAAAGCCAUAGACUACGGUGAACGACACCUUAAAAUUGCCAAAGAAGUAGGAGACAGGGCAGGAGAAGGAAAAGCGUACUGUAGUCUUGGCAACGCCUAUCGUAGUCUAGGAGAUUUCCAGAAAGCAAAGGACUACUUUGACCUAGAGCUUCAAAUUGUCAAAGAAAUGGGGGACAGGGCAGGUGAAGGCACAGCGUACUGUAAUCUUGGCAACGUCUAUCUUAGUUUUGGAGAUGUUAAGAAAGCCAAAGACUACCAUGAACAAGACCUCAAAAUUGCCAGAGAACUGGGAGACGAGGUUUCACAAGGAAGAGCGUACUGUAAUCUUGGUAUUGCCUAUAAUAUUCUUGGAGAUUUCCAGAAAGCUAUAGACUACCAUGAACUAUUCCUUAAAACUGUUAGAAAGGUAGGAGACAGGGCAGGAGAGGGAAAAGCGUACGGUAAUCUUGGCAGCACCUAUUUGAAUACAGGAGAUUUCCAAACAUCCAUAGACUACAGUGAACAACAUCUCAAAAUUGCUAGAGAAGUGGGAGAAAAAUUAGAAGAAGGAAAUGCGCACGGUAAUCUUGGCAAAGCCUACUUGAAUAUUGGAGAUUUCCAGAGAGCUAUAAAUUACCAUGAACAGCACCUCAAGAUUGCAAGAGAAGUUGGAGACAGAACAGGAGAAGCAACGGCUUACGGUGAUCUUGGCAAUGCCUAUUACAUGCUUGGAGAUUUCCAGAAAUCCAUAGACUACAGUGAACGAACUCUAAAAAUUGCCAGAGAAGUGGGAGACACAAUAUUAGAAGGCCAAUCGUACUGUAAUCUUGGAGGCCCCUACCACGCUCUUGGAGACUACCAGAAAGCCAAAGACUUCUUUGAACUACAUCUCAAAAUUGCCAGAAAAGUGGGAGACAAGGCAGGAGAAGGAAAAGCGUAUGGUAAUCUCGGCUUCGUCGAACACAGUCUUGGCAAUUUACAGAAAGCUAUAGACUACAGUGAACGACAACUUAAAAUUGCCAAAGAAGUAGGAGACAAGGCAGAAGUAGGAAAAGCUUACUGCACUCUUGGCAGGGUCUAUCUCGUGCAAGGGGAAUUCCAGAAAGCCAAAGACUACAUUAAACAAUACCUCCAAAUUGCCAUAGAAGUAGGACACAGGGUAUUAGAAGGAAAAGCGUACUGUAAUCUCGGCAAUGUCGAGCUUUGUCUUGGUGAUUUCCGGACAGCCAUAAAAUACCAGGAACAAUACCUCAAAAUUACUAGAGAAGACGGAGAAAGACCAGGAGAAAGAGUAGCGUACGAAAAUCUUGGCCACGCCUACUUCAGACUUGGAGAUUUCCAGAAAGCCUUGGGCCACUAUGAACGACACCUCAAAAUUGCCGAAGAAUUGGGAGACAGGGCUGGAGAAGGACAAGCCUACGGUAAUCUUGGUAACGUUUUUUCGAGUCUUGGAGAUUUUCAGAAAGCCAUUGACUACCAUGAACGAAGUUUGAACAUUUCAAGAGAAGUGGGAAACAAGGAAGGAGAAGGAGCAGCGAAUUGUAAUCUUGGCAGUGCCUAUUACAGUCUUGGGGAUUUCCAACACGCCAAAGAAAACCAUGAAAGACAUCUGAACAUAUGUAAAGAAGUGGGAAACAGGGUACAAGAAGGAUCAGCGUACUGCAAUCUUGGAAUUGUUUUUGACAGUCUUGGAGAUUUUCAGAAAGGCAUAGACUACAAGGAACAACACCUCAAAAUUUCCAGAGAAUUGGGGGAUAAAACAGGAGAAGGAUCGGCAUAUGGUAAUCUUGGUAUUUCCUAUCGCAGGCGUGGAGAUUUCCAGAAAGCCAUAGAGUACCUUGAACAAGGCCUCAAAAUUGCCAGAGAGGUGGGAGACAGGACAGGAGAAGGAAAAGCGUAUGGUAAUCUUGGCGAAGCGUAUCACAGUGUUGGAGAUUUCCAAAAGGCCAAAGAAUAUUAUGAACGAGAACUCGAAGUUUCCAGAGAAUUGGGUGACAGGAAAGGAGAGGGGAUAUCGUACUCUAGUCUUGGCUACGUCCAUGAAAAUCUUGGAAUAUUCGAAAAAGCCAUUCAGUACUAUAAAAACAGUAUAAGAAUAUUCGACCACAUGAGGAGUAAGCUGAUAUCUAAUGAUGAAUGGAAAAUUAGUCUUGGUAGUACGUAUGAUCACGUUUAUUCGCAGCUAUGGAAACUGCUGUUUGAAAAGGGAAAACUCGUCGAGGCACUGUUAGCCGCUGAUAAAGGACGUGCGCAGGCCUUAAAUGAUCUUCUGGAACUGAAGUAUGGAAUAAAAGGCUUUUGUCCAGAAAUAGAAACAGUGACUGCAACUUCACCUGAAAUUCUUAAUUGCCUACCAGGAAAUUCAGUUUUUAUAGGGCUCAACGAGGAAGAAAUAGUUUUCUGGGUCAACAAAAAUGGAAAAGAAAUCAAAUCUAAAAGAAAGCAGAUAGAUGUCCCUAUUACAACCUAUUUUCAGACUCUGUUAGAAAUUACAUUUGAGGUUCUUGGAGUGAGAGCUUAUGUUAACUGUGAAGAUCGCUCAUUAAACAAUCCAAGAGAUGAAACGGUAUCAGAUGAAAGAUCCAACAAGAAAAGGUCUGAUUCCUCGCUCUGCGAGACAAAUCCAUUGAAAACAUUGUAUGAUGUCGUCAUAGACCCUAUUAAGGAUUUCAUCCAGGGUGAUGAAGUUGUGGUCGUCCCUCCAGGUCCUCUGUUUUUGGCACCUUAUGCUGCCUUUAUGGACCUGAAUUCGAAGUACCUCUGUGAAACCCUUAGAAUCCGACUCCUUCCCUCCCUUUCUAGUCUGCGAUUAAUCAUCAACUGUCCAGCAGACUGGCACAGCAAGACUGGCGCCCUUCUCGUUGGCGAUCCGUGGGUACAGGAAGUAAGGUAUAAUGGAACAAAGCUACCCCAGUUGAAGUGGGCCGAAAAGGAAGUGAAGAUGAUUGGGGAAAUACUUCAAACAACGCCUCUUGUUGGAAAGCAGGCAACAAAGGAUGAAGUAUUGAGACGAAUCUCCUCGGUUGCCUUGGUGCACAUUGCCGCUCACGGUAAAAUGGAAACAGGAGAAAUAGCCCUAGCACCGAACACAACACGUUCAUCCCUGGUUCCAGUCAAGGAAGACUAUCUCUUAACUAUGAAAGAUGUUUUAAAGGCGCAGAUUAGGGCAAGACUUGUGGUACUUAGUUGCUGUCAUAGUGCCCGGGGAGAGAUCAAGGCUGAGGGCGUGGUCGGCAUCGCACGGGCGUUUUUGGGUGCCGGUGCUCGUUCUGUUCUGGUGUCCCUGUGGGCGAUCGACGACGAGGCUACUAUGGAGUUCAUGAAAGUUUUCUACCAACAACUAGUCAAUGGAAGAAGUGCCAGUGAGGCUCUGAACAAAGCCAUGAAAUCCAUGAGAGAAUCUGUCCGCUUUAAUGCAGUGAUGUACUGGGCGCCGUUUGUCCUCAUUGGUGAUGACGUAACGGUUGAGUUUGAGGGCAACAAAUAA
Messenger RNA from Porites lobata, 4803 nucleotides. The record is from the annotation of a GenBank genome assembly. NCBI's taxonomy places the organism in Eukaryota, Metazoa, Cnidaria, Anthozoa, Scleractinia, Poritidae.